This is a messenger RNA of Malaclemys terrapin pileata, 5425 nucleotides long. Its product is annotated as paxillin-like. The record is from RefSeq and is a predicted model, not a curated record. Gene Ontology annotation, biological process: endothelial cell migration; substrate adhesion-dependent cell spreading; transforming growth factor beta receptor signaling pathway. Lineage: Eukaryota; Metazoa; Chordata; Testudines; Emydidae.
UAAUAGCCUACAAAUCAUAGAUGCACAUAGUUUGAAACCACUUGCUCACCAAGUUCUCAGAAUAUUUCAUUAAUUGAUAAAUCGAUAGAUCUUCCUUCGCUUCUCUGAAAACCCUCUAUCCUUUCGUCAGGAUUCUGUGAUAUUUACUGUGAAGUUUCCCGAAACUGAUGGAGGGAAGCCAAAACAAGAUCCGCUCGACCCAAGUCCAUAAGACGAUCACCUGCAAACUCAGUCAUGUGAAGCAUGGAUAGCGGAUGAAGCGCAAAGCAGCGUGUGCACUAAAGUACACAAUUGUACCUAUACAGAUCAAAAGAAGAAAACCCACAAACCCUUAAGAAAAUGAAGAAAAACACUAUAUGACUGAGCGUGCUGGACCAUAAACAAGAGACGGUUGCUUUGUAAAACUAAUUUGUUCUUUCUGUAGCAACUCCUGGAUGAUUAUCCAAAAUGCUUCAUUGUGGGAGCAGACAAUGUAGGAUCCAAACAGAUGCAGUCGAUCCGCAUGUUCCUGCGUGGGAAGGCUGUUGUGCUGAUGGGGAAGAAUACCAUGAUGCGCAAGGCUAUCCGUGGUCAUCUGGAGAAUAACGCUGCUUUGGAAAAUUUUCCCAACAAGCCGAAGUCUGCAGAACCAUCUCCCACCAUGAUGAGCUCUUCAUUGGGCAGCAACCUGUCAGAACUGGACCGACUGCUCCUAGAACUGAACGCUGUUCAGCACAAUCCUCCUACUGGCUUCCCAACAAAUGAAGCCAGCAGAAGCCCCUCCCUGCCCAGUGGGACUGGAUCUCACUAUGUUGUCCCAGAGAGCACUAGCUCUUUGGGGGUGAAGGCAGCACCCCCUACAAAAGACAAGCCAAAGCGGAACGGAGGGCGUGGGAUUGAGGAUGUGCGUCCCAGUGUGGAGAGCCUUUUGGAUGAACUGGAGAGCUCUGUGCCAAGUCCAGUCCCUGCCAUCACUGUGAACCAGAGUGAGGUGAGCAGCCCACAGCGGGUCACCUCCAGCCAGCAGCAGACUCGCAUAUCUGCUUCUUCAGCCACAAGAGAACUGGAUGAGCUGAUGGCAUCUCUCUCGGACUUCAAGUUCAUGGCCCAGGGGAAAGCUGGGGGCAGCUCCCCUCCGUCUGCACCCCCAAAACCUGGCAGCCAGUUGGACAGUAUGUUGGGAAGCCUCCAGUCUGACCUGAACAAACUGGGAGUAGCUACCGUUGCCAAAGGUGUUUGUGGAGCCUGCAAGAAACCAAUUGCUGGACAGGUUGUCACAGCCAUGGGGAAAACCUGGCACCCAGAGCACUUCGUUUGCACCCACUGCCAGGAAGAAAUCGGGUCACCCAACUUUUUUGAACGUGAUGGUCAGCCCUACUGUGAGAAGGACUAUCAUAAUCUCUUCUCCCCUCGCUGCUACUACUGCAAUGGGCCCAUCCUCGACAAAGUGGUGACAGCCCUGGACAGGACAUGGCACCCAGAACACUUCUUUUGUGUGCAGUGUGGUGCUUUCUUUGGACCUGAAGGGUUUCAUGAGAAGGAUGGCAAAGCCUAUUGCCGCAAGGAUUACUUCGACAUGUUCGCUCCCAAGUGGGGCUGCGCCCGGGCCAUCCUGGAAAAUUACAUCUCUGCCUUGAAUACCCUGUGGCACCCUGAGUGCUUUGUCUGUCAGGAAUGUUUCACGCCGUUCAUCAACGGCAGCUUCUUUGAGCACGAUGGGCAGCCCUACUGUGAGGUGCAUUAUCACGAACGCCGCGGCUCGCUGUGUUCCGGCUGCCAGAAGCCCAUCACGGGACGCUGCAUCACCGCCAUGGCCAAGAAAUUUCACCCAGAACACUUUGUCUGUGCCUUCUGCCUCAAGCAGCUCAACAAAGGAACCUUCAAGGAACAGAAUGACAAGCCCUACUGUCAGAACUGCUUCCUCAAACUCUUCUGCUAGACGCAUCCUAGCUGGGAACGGAGCAUCUUUCUGCCACCUCACUAGGCAGCCGAGUCUCUCUGAGCAUUACUGUGAUUUAGAAACCUUGCCGGGGGAGGGGGGAGACGGGGAAGGGGGGUGCUAAGUGCUGCUCCAGAAAGACGAGAUGGACCAUUAAACUGGAAAUGCCCAUGCUGUGUUUCAGUGGGGAGAUGCUGAGCCCCAUCAUUAAAGUGUUGUAUGAUUGUUGACAGCCGAGAGGAGCCUGAAGCGCUAGCGAGGAGAUGCCUUUCUCAAGGAGAGGGCUGGAUAAAGCCUUGAGUCAGCUCUCCCUGAGCCAACAUGUGACACUUCCAAGCCAAACGUCCUUGGCUUUGGUGACACUUCUCUCUCGCUGGGGCAGUUAAGUGCUGUGUGACCCAAGCAGUAGCUCUGCUGCUGCACAGCAAGGGCCAUGCUCUGACCUCUGCAUUGCCCGGGCUGUGCAUGGUCGAGUCCUGGGGCACACGGGAUUUACUACGAUUACAGCAGCAGCCCCAGAAGCUGUAAAGACCCUGCAGUGGAGUCUUUCCAGUUCAGUAACACUGCAGGGAAUUGAUGCCACUUAUUUUUUAGAAAGGGGAAGUAGGGGGCUACUCUGUUUUUCUAGCUUGUGAUUCUCUCCCCCUUCUGAAUGGAGUGUCCCAUUUUGUGCUGGACUCCCCCAACUCCCCAGGAGUGGGUAGGGCAAAUGGUCCUAAUUCUGUUGCUCCUCGGAGAGGAGGAAACUGGCACCAAUUAAUUUUAAAAGAAAAUGCAGACAAAUUUGAGGGCCCAGCCCUCCCCUCUGAGCGAAUGUGGCUUAUGCUGUGUGUCUGGCCUGCAUUUUACUAAGGGAAGGGCCUGAAAAAUCUCUCUAGGUCUUUUUUUAAAAAGCAAGGACAAAGUAAAGCUGUAGACUUCGUAUUCCUUAUUCAUCUUCUUCUCUGCUCUUUGCUAAUCAGGCCGGCAGUCCCUCUUCUUUGAUACUGUCCUGUUCCUUACUCUUGUUCUACUGAGACUCUCUAGAGCAAUAACCUUUGAUAUUGACUGUUACUGGUCUAACAAGUCCCCGAGGUCUGGUGACCCUUGGAGUUUUGCUAUGGAACUGAAUACUAUAUGCUUUGAUAAAAACUGUGGAUUUCUACACUGAGGUUUGAGUUCAGAACUAACUUUUAAUCCUCUUCUACAGAAAUUGGUUUUGAAGUGAUUGUAAGAAAGCUACUUUUAUUUCUCACACUGUGCUGUUCUAGGCAGGUGUACCAGUUGUGCUGGUUACUGCAUCUGUAACCUCAAUGCUUGGGUCUAACAAACUAUUAACAUGAAGUAUUUUCUUUUUAUUGGGGGUUGGGAGGGCUCUGGGUUUUGCAGGGGAAGGGAAUGUGACUGGUAUUGUUUUCUAGCACAAGCAGGUGAGCUGUGAAUAGCUCUUUUAAUUAUCUCAGAUCACCUGGAAAGUUUAUUUUGUAACCUGUUAACUGCUGUAUUUGACUUACCUGCUUUCUCCAAAGCCCGACUUCCAGGGUAACAAAAAGUGAGUCUUAAUUCAGUGCCACAUGAUGCAGAGAUGGAGAACCCAAAGUCCACCCUCAUAGUUUUAUUCCUCUUCAACCAUCAGAAAUGAGAGCAGAGGGUUAACUCGGGAAGGGGAGUUCUCCCCUUAGGUGGGAAGGAUGGUCCUGGGGCUGAAAAAAAGGGCUGGGAGUCAGGAGAUCUGGAAUCUGUGCUUGAUUCUGCCACAGACUUGCUGUGUAACCGUAGGCCAGUCACUUAGCCACUCUGUGCCUCAUCUGCAAAAUGGGGCAAUAUUCCCGCCUUGUAGGAUUUUGAGGUUUAGUUCGUAUUUGUCAAAGGCACUUUCAGAUCUUCAGAAGGAGGGUGCUGUAGAAGGACAAAGGAUUGUGUUAGAAACAACCCUACAGUGUUCUACACUAAUGGUGAAAGAGGUGCAGUGAGAAGAGGGUUUUAAAAUAUGACUCUAGAAGAUUCUAGAUCUUUGGUUAUUAGGGCAUGGCACAUUGGGGUGGCUACAAAACGCUCAAAAUGGAAAAGGCAUAGGGAGUUCUGGGAUUAACUGUGUAAGAAACAAACCCUCACUUUAACAGAGGGAUCCUAGCUUACUAUUUUAAAUAACCUUAGCUCGAUGCUUCACUACCCCCCUUGAAUAAGUGGAACUGUUUUUCACUGGUUUCCCAUACAAAUGAGCCUCAGUCUGUGGUUGUGAAAACAGGGUUUUGUGGAACAAGUGGUAAAACAAAAAGCUACUCCAGCUGGGCAGAGCACAGCUUUUGGGAGGUUCCCAAGGCAAGAAACUGUCUAAAUGGUCAUUUUGGAGUUGAAAUUAGUUUUACUUAAAAUUGGGAUUUCUGAGCUUCCUGCUGAAACUGACACUUGUUCUGACCCCGCUGGUUGGGAGAACGGUCCUGUGUCCAGUGCACAGGACUGGGAGUGUCUCUGCCACUGCAUUUCUGUGUGAUACUGAGGGAGUUUAUAGCCUUCUGUGCCUCAGUUUCCUUAUCUGUAAAAUGGGGAUAAUACUUAACCUACCUCACUGGGGUGUUGAGGCUUAAUUCACGGAUAUUUCUGAAGGGCUUUGAGACCCUUGGAGGGAAGGUGCUGUAAAAGGGGAAAAUCUUGUUACAGUAUCCCAGUGUCAGAGCAAAACCGUUUCAUCCCCUUUUAAUAAUGGUUUAGUAGUCUCCAUGACCAGUACUCCCUUAGCAAAAUGUUGAGAGCUUUCCUGAUCAAUUGGGAUUUAAACUGGUUUGGGGAUGGGUCCUAUGCUCAUUGCUGCCUCCAAAUGUUACUUUCCCUCAAGAUGGCUGCUGCCAGUAGGAGGGUCAGAAAUACCCAUUUUAAAUUUCCUAAAUUCAAGUACAGUUUAGACUGGAACAUUUGAAAUGCUGUACAGAGCAAACUGGGGAAAGGGAUGUGUUAAGAUUGCCCUGGGUGAUUAGCAAGCAUACUUCACAGAUACUGAUGGUGCUAAAGUGCAGACCAGCAAGUUGUACUACUGCACUGUUGCAGGUAGUGGGACGUGUCGAAGGAGUGGUUGGGGAGAGGGGUUAGGCGAGAAUGUGCUUUUGGAAGGCUGAGAUGGGUAAUUCAGGCUUAAACUGGACACAGGAGGCAGGUGUGUACAGUACACAGCCUCUGAGGAGCUACAAGACUGCAUGCAGAGGCCUGGCAGCUGCCCAUUCAGAGGCAAGUUAAGCUCUAGAUACACCCCUGUUUCUUUGAAAGGUUUUGUGUUAGGGUUACUAUAAUGUUGUCUUGAAAGGCCUCAGUUCUCUGUUUACAAUGAUCUCCUCAUCUGAUGAACUCUGGCAGUGCAAUCAAAGAGCUAUCAGCCAAGGUGGGUCUCAAUCAAAUCACGCCCCAAAUAGCUUGGGGGGAUUUCCCUCUGGGUCGACAGUUACUUCAUUUGGUUUCCCUUGUAAACUUCUAACUCUGCUUUUUUCCGUUUAAAAUCCCUGUGAUUAUGCUAAUAAAAUUUUACCAUUAUUUUCA